GCAGUUUCUUCAGCCUAGCUACUCUGAUCUUGUCUCUCCAUCAUAUCCUUUAACCUAGUAUAUGUCCCUAUACUGAACUGAUCCUUUUCAUACAUUGAACAGAAAUGGAGGAAGCUAUACUCAAGAGGCUAGGCUGUCUAACCCACGACAGCACUUCUGACAUCCUCGCCCCGCCGCAUCCCCCGUCUUCCAAGAGAUGCGGUGGUCCAGCCGUUAAGCGCCCUCCCUGCAGAGACGGUGCCUCCGGCGGCGGAGUAAAGUACCGCGGCGUGCGCCGCCGACCGUGGGGCCGAUAUGCGGCGGAGAUCAGGGACCCGCUGUCGAAGGAGAGGCGGUGGCUUGGAACCUAUGACACGGCGGAGGAAGCCGCUUGUGCGUAUGACGUGGCGGCUAGGGCCAUGCGUGGGGUUAAAGCCAGGACCAACUUCUUGUUCCCGCCGUGUCCGCCGCCGCUCUCCGCCGUCAACGGGCUUUACCUUCCCAAAUCCCCUCACACCCAUGCAAACGACAGCCGGUUUUUUCAUCCCAUGCUUUCAUCGCUGUCAUCGAACAGUAACCUAAACACCAAUAAUGUUCCUUCUUGUUCGUCUUUCAUUAACCAAAUCUCAGUCGUGCACGGCGGCGGUAAUUCCAUUUCUACCCCUCUGACUUCCUGUUUAGAUACUCCGACCAUGACCCAGAGUUCUCCGGUUGGUUCUGAAGGGCCCACGUGUGGACUUGACUUCUUUAAAUCUCAGCCGUCGGAUUCCGGGCUAUUAGGGGACGUUCUCAAUGGGUUUUUCCCGAAGCCCACGUCCAUGAAAUCUGAGCCGUCCACGUAUGCAACUGACGCCACAUCCAAGGGCUUUGAUGGAGACGGCAACUUUGGGGUAAUCGGUAACGAUCAUUCUUAUCAUCAGGAGGAAGCGUUUGGGUGUUUGGAUGAUGGUUUCGGUUAUCCACCGCCGCCGCCGCCGCCGCAGUUUAAUAUCGGCAACGAGUUUCCGGCGUUGACCGGCGUGCCGGUGUUCCGGUCGGACGACGAGAUUGGAGGCUUUGGUAAUUUUAUUACCAAGCUGUAUAACUACUAUUGAUUGAUUUAAUCGUACUUUUUUUAAUUUGCAAAACCUUUGACAUGUAGUAGCUCUUUGUUUUGUGUGCUAAUGAAAGCAAUGAAUGAAAGGUUUAAGUAUGGAGUAUUUGGGAUUCUUGGAAUUGGAAGUAGUUCUUAACCAUUUCCUUGUACUUUGUAAUGAAUAUCAUUAUGUCCUCUCUUGGGAUUUAAU
Messenger RNA from Cuscuta epithymum, 1265 nucleotides. The record is from the annotation of a GenBank genome assembly. Lineage: Eukaryota; Viridiplantae; Streptophyta; Magnoliopsida; Solanales; Convolvulaceae.